AUGACUGGAACAUCGGGUGAGUGCACUUUAACUACCCAAACUGAGCCUAACAGUUGUCGUCAUUUGCAUAGUUGGGUGCAGUUCAUCUACGGCGACCGCUCGGCGGAGAUGCUCUCAGGUCCGUGCACCAUUGACCGGCAGAAGAAGGACUCCUACCUGCCACCUGAGCUGUGGCCUCACGCCAAUGAUCCCAACAAGUCGGCCCACAUAGUGCUCACCAAUCUGGCCAAGGAACGGGCAAAGGAAGAGCACCAGCAGCAGUUGGACAGCCUGGGCCGUCGACGUUUCUGGCUGUGGGACUACCUGUGCAUUCCCCUCGGUGACAUUCGCCGCCAUCGAGGUGCAGACGCCGCCCAGUACCUGCUCUGUCAGCAGUACCUCAUCUACUACCUGACGAUGCUGAGUGGAAUCUGUCUGCUGGUGCUGCUGCCCGCCAAUGUCUACGGCGGCACCGUUGAGGGGGACAACUUUGAGAAGACGACCAUCAAUGCACUGGACAGUUCGUCAAAGAUGCUCUGGAUUCAUGCCGUGGUUACGGUACUACUUGUAAUUCUUGGUGUUGUGGUGAUGAGACUGUACUGGAAUCACCUGCCCAUUCACCAGCCAGUUUGCGAUGAACGCACCUUAAUGUUUUCCAACGUCGAGGAGAUAAUGCGCAGUGCAAGGACGCUGUACCGCUACUUCAAGAGAUGCUUUCACUCGGUGAAGGUGACCCGAAUCACCAACACCUACGACAUUGCCGAGCUGGCCAACACUCAAGCGCAUCUGCAGAUGUUGAAAGAGGCAGUUCGCUAUUCGAAAUGCUACGAAGAGGAAAACGGCACACCGCUGCAGGUGAAUCCGAAUAUUUUCUGCUGUCGCAGUUGGGUGAACGCGCUAGAGUACUACACCAAAGAGAGUGAAAAGUACGAAAAGGUUGUCAAGCAUCAAACUGAUGAAGUGCUGAGCACUCUGGAGCAUGUUGUCUUUGUGCAGUUCCAAAAUGCCUCAAUGGCACAAAGAGUUCUAAAACACUUUGAAGCCACAAUGAACCGACGAACACUGCACCACGAUUUGAUGACUUUAGGAAACAUCUGUUGCUGUGGCUGCUGUGGUCGGGGAUCUAGUGAAGGCGACAAAUAUGUCUACAAUGACUGGGAUGCUCGUUUUGCACCCGUUCCAGAAGACAUUGUCUGGAGUGACAUAAUCAUGAGCCCAAACAAGGCCUGCUUUACCGCCUACAUUCUCACCAUUCUUCUCAUCCUCUGCGUAUUCUGUCUCACCACUCCCUUGAUAGCUACAAAUUACCUGCACUUGAUACUAAUCCAAAUUGGAAUUGAAAAGGAGGAAAAGGAUAAACCGCCUAAGAGCAAGAUGGACUGGGUUCAAUGGCUGCUGGUGGACAAUAUCAGUNCUAAUCCAAAUUGGAAUUGA
This is a messenger RNA of Rhagoletis zephyria (snowberry fruit fly), 1413 nucleotides long. Lineage: Eukaryota; Metazoa; Arthropoda; Insecta; Diptera; Tephritidae. The record is from RefSeq and is a predicted model, not a curated record.